Messenger RNA from Drosophila elegans, 2644 nucleotides. RefSeq names its product G2/mitotic-specific cyclin-B3-like. Lineage: Eukaryota; Metazoa; Arthropoda; Insecta; Diptera; Drosophilidae. Gene Ontology annotation, molecular function: cyclin-dependent protein serine/threonine kinase regulator activity. Gene Ontology annotation, cellular component: cytoplasm; centrosome; cyclin-dependent protein kinase holoenzyme complex. The coding region runs from base 636 to 2267 and encodes 543 amino acids. The transcript has a single exon. Gene Ontology annotation, biological process: mitotic cell cycle phase transition; regulation of cyclin-dependent protein serine/threonine kinase activity. The record is from RefSeq and is a predicted model, not a curated record.
CCCACUAAAGGAAUCAUAUUUUUACUUGAACUUAAGAGAUUGCUAUCAAAAUAAUAACUCAUUUUUUUAAACAGUUUUGUAGUAAUAGUAAACUUAUAAUGUUAUGGUUAUUAUUUUAGACAUAUCGAUAAUGUUUGACUGAAACUGCUGCUCGAAAGCUUAUAGCCUAUUCACAUUACAGUAUUUUUGAGAACGUGACGCAGUGUGAAUUGGUGUUCCACUUUUUCACCGUCUUCCCAUCGUUCCCCCAAAAAAUACUAAAAGGUGAAUAGGCUUUUAGAAUAUCUAAUACCACAGAGGAAUUGGUUUGGCGGCUGCACGUUGAAAAUCUUUUAGUUCAAUUAGACAGUAAUAUUAGUAAUUAGCCACUAAUAAAUUGAUCUCAGGACCCAAGCGCCAUAACUCAAACGAAAAACUCCGCUCCGGCUGAAAUUUUAUUGAAAUUGUCAGUUUGUGUGACGACAGCUCCCAAAAAGCAGAUUUAAAACAAGCAUUAGAAUCGAGUCGAGUUGCACUUGCGCUGACAGACAAUUCGCUGAAUUCUUGAACUCUUCUUAAGCAGACACCAAACCGAUACAAAAAACAACAACAACAACAACAAACCGACAAGUGCGAAAAAAAAAAGAAUUUCCCAAAUGGCACCAAAAAAAGGAAAAAAGCACGCCACCAAAACAGGCGGUCAUCAUCAGGGGGGCGUGGCCAGGAAUCCGCCCAUGGCGCUGGACUCCACCACCGAAGCGGGCCGCAAACGGAAGACCGCCAUUGCGGGCAACAUGGUGGAUCCCAACGACGCCGAGAAUAUGCAGAAGCGCUCCAAACCCAAGGCCGACGAUAGUCCCAUCAAAAAAUUCAAAGUCAAGCGCUCCGCUCUGGGUAACCUGACCAACAAUGCUAACAACAUGUCACUGCCGGGAGGCCAGGAUGAGCAGCAAUCGGAGCAGCAAUCGGAGCAGCCGUCGGAGCAGCAGCUGGAGCAGCAGGUGGAGCAGCAUUCGGAGCAGCCGGCCAAGAAAUCCAAGGCUAUGAAACGGGGUAUUAAAAUGAAAGCAAAGAAACAGAAGAAUCCCAUUGUCACCGACAACGGGAGGAAAACACGCGAAUCCAACAAAAAGGAGAAUUCGGAGGAGUAUUCGGUGGAGCAUUCGGUGGAGCAUGGCCACAAGGUGGGCAAGGUGGACAAGCUGGAGGAGGCCUUGGCCAGGCCCAAGCGGCGUCCCAAGCGGCCCAAGGCAGUGCCCCCCGCCAAGAAGUCGGCUGUGGGCGAGCAACUGUUAUCCAUACCAUCCAAACCAUUCAUGCCAUCCAUGCCAUCCAGACCAUCCAAACCAUCCAUGCCAUCCAUACCAUUCAUACUAUCCAUACCAUCCAAACCAUCCAUGCCGUCCAUGCCAUCCAUUCCAUCCAUUCCGGCGGUGCCACCGAAUGUGGAGGACUUUGACCGCAAGCACUGGGACGAUCCGUUGCAGGUGUCGACCUACGCAAUGGACAUAUUUGAGUACCUGAAGGGGCGCGAACCGAUGUUCCCCAUUGUUGACUAUAUGCCGCGACAGAUCCACCUGACCGCCGGGAUACGCACCAUACUGGUCGACUGGAUGGUGGUUGUGCAGCAGAGCUUCGAGUUCAACGACGAGACUCUGUAUCUGGCAAUGAAGAUCGUCGAUCUGUAUCUGAGCCGUAAGGUGAUCAAGAAGGAUCAGAUUCAGCUCCUGGGCGUGGCUGCCUACCUCAUUGCCUGCAAAUAUGACGAGUGGCAGCCGCCGUCGUUGAUCCGCGACUUUCUGUACUUAAGCAACGCGUCCUACAACUACGACCAAGUUGUGCAGAUGGAACUCGAGACGCUUCGCACGAUCGAGUUUGAACUGGGCGUACCGCUCGCCUGCCGCUUCCUGCGCCGCUACGCCAGCUGCGCCGAGGUGCCAGUGCCCACAUUGACCCUGGCGAACUACAUUCUGGCGAUGGCGCUGAUGGACUAUGCCACCAUUGCCUUCCGCGACUCGCAGAUGGCCUGCGCCGUCCUCUUCAUGGCCCUGCGCAUGAGCGGCGGCUCCAAGCAGCGGGGCCCGGCCUCGAACACCUGGAGCCCCACACUCGUCCACUACAGCGGCUACCAGCUGGCCGAGUUCGCCAGAAUUGUACCCGUGCUGAAUGCCGGACUGCACCGCAAUCAGCCGCCCAACAUCAAAACGAUCCGGGAGAAGUACACGCUCGAGAAAUUCCACGAGGUGGCCAAGGUGCCGCUGCUAACGGACCUGCAGCUCCUUCAAUAGACUCAACGUUUGGCCGAUGUUCCUCACCAGUUGUAUUCGUUCCGUAACAUAAUAUCAAUAUCUAAACAGGAUGAGUGAAAUUAUCGCUAGCAUAUCCACAUCCCCAACCAAACGAAACGAUUCAUGUUCUAACAUGCACGCCAUUGAACAAACUUAACUCUUUAAUCAUAUGUAGAUAUGGCAAGCUUUGUAUCACUAUGAUUUUUAUAAUACCCUAUGUUAUUUGCAACUGCAGCGGAAAAGCAUUCUUAUGGAAUAGCAUUCUUGGAAUAUGGAGUACCUCAGUAUUAUUGGCAUAAAAAUGACAUUUUAGAAAAAUCUAUAUUUAUAUACAUGAGUUUAUAUUUUAAACAUUAAAUUAAAUUCAAUAGUCUAAA